GAGAAUAAGGGGAUUGCUAAUUUUCAUCCGGAUGAAAACAAUUCACUUCCAUCCGUUUUUCUGUCCGUCGGAUUCUGGUGUCAAGAUUCGCGUUUUUUCCUUUCUUUUCCAGACUCGGGGGUGUUUUGUUCGUUACUGGGCCCGUAAUCUUCUCCCUUAGACCCAUUAAUCCUGGCGGGUCCGUGUACUAGCCGGUUUUUUCUUUUAUUUUUGAAUUUCCUUUUAUCUUCUCCGCUGACUUUGUCUGUUUCCCUUCCUCAUUUCGAGCGGCGGCGAGGAGAGAGCCGUGGCGAUUUUGGUUGGUUAGCUUUGUGGCUGAUCUCUGGAGAGCGAGCCGGUGGUUAGGCACCCGGUCCUCCUCCCCCCUCCCCCAUCCUCCAUCCCCCUUGUUGCUUCUCCUUGAAGCGUGUUGAGGCAGAGGAGAGGUCGACGUACGGUGAUUCGGCGGCGAUGUCUUAUCUUCUUCUGUUGAUUUCGUGCCGCUCCUCCUUUUGUUGUGGUGUUCUUCGAGCCCUGUGCCUCCCUUCUUCACACAACGAGUUGUACUUCCCUGUUGGUCUCAAUGGUCGCUGGUUUUCGUUUGUUGUGUGUAUCAAAGAUAGAGUUUUUUUUGUGUUUCUUGAUUCGGCGUUUGGAGAGAACUCAACAUAUCACAGAGAUAUCCGUGAUGAGCUGAUUCAUAAUUUCAUUGGGCUUUGGGAUGAGUAUAUCAAUCCUAUGAUGCACAAACGAAUUAAUUUCGAAGAGUUUGAUGUCUUGUACCCAGCUGUUCCUAAGCAAGAGAAUCGGCAUGAUUGUGGUGUCUUCGCUCUGAAGUAUAUGGAGAUCUUCACACCAAGAACUCAGAUGGCAAAUCUUUUCUCCAAUAUAGACAUUCCAAAUCUUAGGAUCAAAUAUGUGAAUGAUAUGUUUUUCAGCCCCUUGAACAACUGCGAGAAAUCUUUUGUCACUGAUUUCUUUGGCGAUGCAUGUUCUUAUUUUCCUUGUCCUCUAGUUCAUUUUUGUUUUGUUUUCUUCUUUUUACCUUCUAUUUUCUUUACCUAUUAUGGCCUCUUUAAUUUUUUUGUGUAGGGAGGCAAUGCCAAGUGAGGUUCAGUAUGUGUGCAGUCCUAGCUCAAUUGGUGGAUGAGUUUGCUUUUUUAGUAGCAUGUAACAUAGAACCACUAGUACAAAUCAUUUGGAUUAUUGGUGGAUUUACAAUGUCCUUUUUAGUGUAUUUUACAGUUGCAUCUUUAAUGCAUCUUGCACUGUAAUUCUUAGUGUUUAAUCUUAGCAGUUUUUUAGUGCAAACCAUUUGAAUCAUUGGUGGA
This is a messenger RNA of Triticum aestivum (bread wheat), 1310 nucleotides long. RefSeq lists its product as uncharacterized. Gene Ontology annotation, molecular function: cysteine-type peptidase activity. The record is from RefSeq and is a predicted model, not a curated record. Bases 451 to 1071 code for a protein of 206 amino acids. The transcript has 4 exons. Gene Ontology annotation, biological process: proteolysis. Lineage: Eukaryota; Viridiplantae; Streptophyta; Magnoliopsida; Poales; Poaceae.